AUUAGAACUCCCUAGCCGUAAAAGGCAUAUUCCUGCGGUGAAUAGACGACGAUGAAAUUCCUCAUCGGUGAAGACAAAGGCUGAUUGGGAAUCCACUCUCACCAAUUCUUCAUCAAUUCUACGGUGAAUUAGGCAUUCAUGAUCUUCUUCGACAUCGGUCGUGUCGUGAUGGAGCUCUUCAGCUAUACGACUCCAAGGAUGGCCGAGAACUUACAUCCCUCUGCACAGGAGAGUAAGGAAUUGGGAGUCUGGCAAACUGCUGCAGUUCAAGGGCUUCACGUUCCACCGUGCGAUCCCCAAUUUCAUGUGCCAUAGAGGCGAUUUCAUGAGGGGAAAUGAGACCAGAGGUGAGUCAAUCUACGGUGUCAAAGUUUGCAGACGAAAACUUCAUUCAGAAUCACGCCGACGUCGACAUCCUCUUUAUGGAGAAUUCAGGGCCAAACACAAACUGAUCCAGUCUCACCUUCAAGUAUACUGGGAUCUGAAAUGCCGAAUCGCAAGGAUUUACUUUAUCAUUUCAUUUAGUUGUAAAUGUAUAUUAGAAAAUGAGAUUGGUUGUACACUCUUAUAUAUUGUGUACUUAUAUUUGUAUUUUAUAAUCAUGAAAAUGAAAAAAAAAACAAACGUGAAUAUUUAUUCAUUAGAUUCCAUUAUAUGUUGUUUUUCUUUUUUGUUUCUCUUUGUUGCAUUAUGUUGCUUUUUGUUGCAUCAUGUUUCAUCUUGUUUCUAUUACAUUGUUUCAUCAUGAUGCUUUUUGUUGCGAAUUGUUGUUUUUAUUGUUUUAUGUAGUUAAAAUUGUUUUUUUUUAAUUUUGGUCUAUAUAUAUAUCUUUGUUGUUUCUUUGGAAUAAAAAAUCAUAUAUUGAAAGGAAGGAGGUGGUGAGCCUCCAAAAAUCUAUUUGGAUGAGGCUAUUCACACUAAUUUUGGCUCCUUGGAUGCCCGAGUUCAAAUAAUUAAUGUUCGUAGAAGGUGCUGCUCUACAAAGUUGUGGCUGUGUGUGAUUGGGUUUGGACAGACAACUGAAGACUUGUGGUAGAAACCACCCCAAAUCAAGAUCCAUCGGUAAGGGCUAAACCUGGUGCCCCUCCUGGGCAUAGAUGUUUGGGAACACACAUACUACUUACAAGACAAGAACGUGAGACCAGAUUACUUGAAGAACAUAUGGAAAGUUAUAAACCGGAAGUAUUCGAGUGACGAUGAUAAUAAGACUAAGAGGAUCAAAGAGAAAAAGAAGACAAGAAAUUAAAGCCAGAUCUGAGGAACUGAAAGUAUGAAUAGAUUUUGCUUUUUGUUGCAUUAUAUGUGUCUCUUUUUAUUGCGUUGUGUUUUUUGUUGUUGCAUUGUGUUUCCUGUUGUUAAAUUGUAUUGCUUAUGGUUGUUUAUAGUUGAAUUUAAUUUUAGUUGUUUAUAUGAAUUCCUACUUAUCUUUGCUA
This is a messenger RNA of Cuscuta europaea, 1433 nucleotides long. The record is from the annotation of a GenBank genome assembly. Lineage: Eukaryota; Viridiplantae; Streptophyta; Magnoliopsida; Solanales; Convolvulaceae.